AUGUUCCACAUUGAAAUUCUAUAUAUCAUUUUAGCUCUCAGUUGUUCGCUUCAAUGGAACUCAGCAGGCACGACUGUCGCAGGUGAUGGAAAUGGUGCCGCUGCUGUUACACUCAAUCGGCUCCGCACUCCUAGUGAUGUAAUUUUGGAUUCAUCCAAUACACUUUAUAUCGCUGAUAGUGGAAAUAACAGAGUCCAGAGAUGGUUGGCGGGGGCUACCACUGGUUCGACAGUAGCUGGUCAAGCAGGUGGAACCCAGGGAAACGGUUCAAAUCAGCUCAAUAGCCCUGCGGGUGUCGUUAUCGGCUCAAGUGGUAAUAUCUAUGUGGCAGAUACCGGUAAUAACCGAAUUCAAUUGUGGUCUUCCGGAGCAGUUCAAGGCACUUCCAUUGUCAACACAGGAUUAAGCAGUCCAUCUCGUAUUACACGUAAUGCUAACACGGGCAUACUUUAUGUCAGUGAUAGGGGAGCUCAUCGUGUGAUACGAAUUGAUCCAGCCACAAGAACUGUUACUAGAGUUGCUGGUGGUAAUACAGGUGGAAAUGCCAAUACUCAGUUGAACUCUCCAAAUGGUAUCUAUUUCAGUUCAACAUCAAAUAGUCUAGUGAUUGCUAAUAGUGGGGCGCACAAUAUUGUUCGUUGGGUUAUAGGAGCCACUACAGGGACAGUUCUUGCUGGUACUACUGGAGUCUCUGGUAAUACAGCAACACAACUAAGCAAUCCCACUGGUGUAACAUUCGAUUCCAUGGGAAAUAUGUAUGUGGCUGAUACGGGAAACCAUCGCAUACAGUUUUUUAGAUCUGGUCAAACAGUUGGUACUACCAUUGCCGGAACUGAAACAGCUGGCAUUGGUGCCUCCUCAUUAAGUUCUCCCUCUGCCGUUAGACUUGACAAUCAAGAAAUCGCCAAUGAACUUCCAACAAGGAAAAUAGUUGUUGGUAUAUCAUCAAAUAAAGGUAUACGACGAAAACAAAAAUAA
This is a messenger RNA of Rotaria sordida, 978 nucleotides long. The record is from the annotation of a GenBank genome assembly. Lineage: Eukaryota; Metazoa; Rotifera; Eurotatoria; Philodinida; Philodinidae.